ACAUGUGAUACUCCCAAGUGACCUGGCGAAACUGGUGCCAAAGACGCACCUCAUGACAGAAACAGAAUGGCGCAACCUUGGGGUUCAGCAGUCACCUGGUUGGAUCCACUAUCUUGUUCACAGUCCAGAACCACACAUCUUGCUGUUCAGGAGACCCAGAACUGACCUGAAGUCAUAGGAUGGAGAAUAUGUGAUCCCUUGUUUGCAUUUUUCUUUACCUUGAAGAAGUUAUUGUGAACUUGCUUUUGCAUGAAAGAGUAAAGUAAUGGAUAGUCAUAGUCAUCAUAAGCACAGAAAAGAGAGAACUACAUGAAUCUGAUAGCACUUCUCCAACUUUUAUUUUAAUUUGAAUAUAAAAUUUCAUUGUAGUAAAGGAGAGUGCAUUGUCUCUAUCACACUACAUAUUUAAGGUGUUAUGGUUUCAUCUGUGUAAUAUACCUGAUUGUGAAUAGUCUAGUAUUUUUAUAGGAAGAUGUGGAGUUUACAGAAAAUUGAAAUAAGCUAUUUUCCCAUAUAGUCUGUUAUAUAUCGUUUUUGUAUUUUUGUAUCAGAGUUUCACAUAAAACAACACUAUAUGUCCAAAUUUGCUCAAUUCUUCCUUGAGGGAGAAAGAUAUCUAUGCAAAAAGUUAUCAAAGUUUGUUAUAUAUUUUUGGUAAGAUAUAUCUAAAUAUCUUUUAAAAAUAUUAGUUUGGGAGUUGGUUCCAAAAUUCGGUUUAGGCAAGCAAUAGUAUUGUUUUCUUCUGGCAUGGCUAUAUAAAAGUACAGAAAAUAUCAAUUGCCUCUUUUUCUAUAUAUAUAUCAAGUCAUUGAUUAUGGGGAACUUUUGAGUGGAGGAAAAAAAAGUGAAACAUAUUUGAAUGAUUUCUUUUAUAUUUGUUUGAUAUACAAAAGUUGAUCCUAAUAUGAAACCCUACCCCGACACAAAUAAUAAGAAUAAGAUUAUUUGGUAUAAGCAUAACAGAUUAUUAUUAUUUCUCAUCUUUUUAAGAAUUUCUGAAAUAUUUUAAUGUCACAAAGUUAUUGUGAAGAUUUAGAAUAUAUAGCUAUUACAUUUUGUUAUAGGCAUUUUGCAUUUUGAUUUUUGAUCUUGGAAACUAAAUCAUAGAACAAGGUGUUCUUGUAUGUGAUUUUCGUGAAUGUCCACUAAAUUGUAGCUAUGGAUAACUGUAGAUUGAUUAUUUGGUACAUUUAAUUUUGUAAUGAAGUAAGUCAUCCAUGUGUGCUACAAUGCUGCUAAAGUACCUGCUAUA
Molecule: messenger RNA, 1252 nt
Organism: Penaeus monodon (black tiger shrimp)
Lineage: Eukaryota; Metazoa; Arthropoda; Malacostraca; Decapoda; Penaeidae
Gene: Cks30A
Product: cyclin-dependent kinases regulatory subunit-like
Biological process (GO): regulation of mitotic cell cycle
Cellular component (GO): cyclin-dependent protein kinase holoenzyme complex; SCF ubiquitin ligase complex
Molecular function (GO): ubiquitin binding; histone binding; cyclin-dependent protein serine/threonine kinase activator activity
Source: RefSeq, a predicted model, not a curated record